Messenger RNA from Mesocestoides corti, 366 nucleotides. The record is from the annotation of a GenBank genome assembly. NCBI's taxonomy places the organism in Eukaryota, Metazoa, Platyhelminthes, Cestoda, Cyclophyllidea, Mesocestoididae.
AUGCUACUCCGGCGCACACGACUUGACCUCCUGCUGUGGCUACUACUCUUAACAGGUGUUUCCCAGGCGUGCAUCAAGACUUCCACGUACUACAGAUCGCAGUUCCGCUCACAGACGCACGUCUUUGUGCCCGAGGAGUACCGUCCAAUGAGACCGGAGCGCAGUCUGGAGGCCAGUGGGCCUCUGGAAGCACAGGAUUUUCAGACGGCCAUCCCAACAACUCGACUUGUUCGCGUGGACGUACCCAACCUCCAAUUCGCCAGUGAGGAAGCCAGGUGGAUGACGAAAGUUUCCGGGUGUGAGGACAGUUGGUCGAGCGUGAUGUACCAGGUCCUUCCGUCAACUAACACGAUUUUUUUGCACUAG